CACCUUGAAUAUCAUUCAUUUGAUUUUAUUAUUACCAUUUAAUGCAGUAAUUAUCCUCAAAAUAGUUGAAAACCAAAUUUCACAUUAACAUUUCAUGUAAAUUUUGCUAAUUAAUACACUGUAUUUUUCAAUAACUUUUUUAUACCAUUUGGUCGAAAGAACAGAACAAAUGCUUUGAGAUGAUCUCAGCAGUCAGAAGAAUAUCUUACUGGAAUGUGCUAAUUUUGAUAGUAGUGUUGAAUUUUGUUCUUUUUUGUGGCGCUCAGGAAAACAAUGUUUGCCCCACUUUUAAGGAUUAUUAUACCAUAAAAAAUAACUCGAAUUGUUGGUAUGACUUCACAGCUGAAUUUGAUACACGCACAAUCGUUAAAAUGCAUGGAUUCGACUUUAGUGAAUAUAAAAUUCAAACCAAAGAUGGGCACAUACUGGGUCUCUUCAAAAUACCAAGCAGAAUAAGAUCAGAUCCCACAAAAAGAUAUUUUCCUGUUUUUUUACAACAUGGAUUGCUUUCGACUGCCUCUAACUUCGUGGCUGUUGGAAAAGAUUCUCUGGCUUUCACCUUAGCUGAUGCAGGGUAUGAUGUCUGGCUUGGAAAUUACAGGGGCAAUGAAUAUUCCGAAGGACAUGUGAAGUACACCACUAGAGAUAAUGAAUUUUGGGAUCAUUCGAUGGACGACAUCGUGAAAUAUGAUUUUCCAGCCAUUUUCGAGAAAAUUCUCGCAGAAACUCCUUCUGGUGGUCAAAUAAUUUAUAUUGGUCACUCUUUAGGAACUUCUCUGGCCCUAAUGUAUAAUGCAAAAUACCAUAAAGAAGCGAAGCAUAUAUUCAAAUUAGUGAUCUUGUUAUGUCCAGCCUAUACCAUCUCAAACAUGAGAUCACCGUAUAGAUUAGCUGCACCCUUUGGACAAAUGAUAUUGAACACUGCUCUCAACAUGGACUUGAUGAGACUUUUUUCCCAAGCAGAACCAACAAGAGGAAUGAUGAGGAGAAUUUGUUUAGAAUCUCCAAAUUUGAUGGAAAGAUGUCUUAGAGCUUGGAAUCUCUUCUAUGGUCUUGAUGCAACUAUAGGCCCUGAAAAUGUGCCAAUUUUCUUUCAUCAAUUACCUGGUGGAACGUCUUUGAAAGUCGGCAAGCAUUCAGCAGAUUUAGUUUUAGGGAAUUUUAGACAUUACGAUCAUGGUUAUGCGGAAAACAUCAAGAGAUAUGGUACUGCAAAACCUCCAAUUUAUGAUAUCAAGAAAAUUGAAACUCCAAUUUACAUAGUUUACAGUACUGCUGAUUGGGCUACUACUGAACAGGAUGCCCUCAAUCUGUAUAAUAAGUUACCCAAAGUUGCAAGGCAUGGAAUUCGAAAAAUUUCAGAAAAAAACUUCAAUCAUAUAGAUUUUAUAUUCACCAGAGCUGCCAAGAAGUUGGUCUAUGAUGAUCUACUUAAUGUGAUAAACAACGUAAUUCCUGAAAGUUCUACGAAGAUAAAUGUUCCUAUUUAGUUAAAAAUCCUUAAGUAAAUAAUAAUAAUGAGAAAAAAUAAACAAACAUUACCUCUUUGUUGUUAGUAGUGUCCAUAUUUAUAAACUAAUUAAAAAAGAUGACAGAAAUUUU
Molecule: messenger RNA, 1602 nt
Organism: Harmonia axyridis
Lineage: Eukaryota; Metazoa; Arthropoda; Insecta; Coleoptera; Coccinellidae
Product: lipase member K-like
Exons: 8
Coding region: 180-1490 (436 amino acids)
Biological process (GO): lipid metabolic process
Molecular function (GO): hydrolase activity, acting on ester bonds
Source: RefSeq, a predicted model, not a curated record